AUGGGUAAUGUUCCUUUUAUUUACUUACCUUGUCAUAGAUUGUGAACCAGAUCUCUCUAGUGAAAUCAACUCAGUUGCGUUCGAAUCGGUACUACCGAAUCUUUAACUUUAAUUCUCCAGAAUCUGGAUUUGAGGGAGUAUGCCACUGCCGUCGAAAGGCAACUUGAGGCACUCGAACAUGAUUCAGUCGAGUCCUGUAAGCAAGCCCACGUUUCUGUAAUGUUUACUUAGACAUGCAAACGGGGUCUGAUGUUGUAACAUUGCACAGAAAAAUUUCCACUUUUUGCAAGACGCUUGAGGUUUGUUGACAGCAAAACUCCAUAUUUCACUUAGCGCAUGGAAGAUAUUUUAUCAAACUUUCACCAAGACCUGUGGACCAUUGGGUCGGACAUCCAGGAUCUCCAAGUGCGGUCUAUGGACAUGCAUCAACGGUUACAGAAUCGCCAGGUACUCCGCCUGUACCAGGAUUUCUUGUCUCGAUUUGUUUGAAAGUCCAUUUAUUUCGUAAUAGUUCUUACAUAUUUUUUUCGGAUUUGAUUGCCCUUUUAUCACAGACUGGCGUUUAUGAAACCAUGCUUUCUUUCCUCAAGGCAGUUCGCGGGGAACUAAACCAGUUCUUGUCCGACAUGGUCAUCCCGGAACCUAUGAUAAAGUUGGUUCUUCUGCAUGGUUAUGAAACGAUUUUCAGAUUUUCGCUGAACAUCUAACUGUUUUGGUGGCCACUUUAACUAUGAAUUUGUGCCUUUUACUCCGUAAUAUUAGCCCCUAGAUUUUGGUUCUUCAAAUGUCGGCCCUUGCAGCACUUUUCACAUUAAUAACUGUGUUCGCAUUUCUUAGUUUAUAAAUCCCACUUCCGUUCUACGCAUGUCACUCUUGGCUCAAAAUAUUCUCCAACUUAAGGAAUUAACCUUUCAUAUCCUCCACUUUCGUUGUGGUCUUGUCAGAUUUCAUCCUUCCUAGGCAUAUACUACUAACCCCAGUGACGGAGCAGGAUUUUAUCGAGAAUCUCCAUGAGUUGGACCACAAAAUCAACUUGAUUCUCAGUCAGUCGUUGCCAAAUUAUCCUUCCUGUCAGGACGUGGGAGCACUGCUUAAAAAACUGAAGUUGAAAGUAUUCAUUCAUGAAUUGUAAUCUUUACUACCCUACUUAGGCUGUCGUUAAGGUUCGUGAAUUUUUGUUAGAGAAAGUUCGUUCUUUGCGCAAACCCUUGGCCAACUAUCAGGUCCCACAAAACCAUCUUCUCAAAUACAGGUACGUCUAGUCUUUGUUCGCCUUGUAUAUCCUCACUUGUUUGGGUAGAUAUCCCUACCCAAAUUACUAGUGCUAUAUUGCACAGUUUUCAAAAACUUGAAUACACUAAGUGGGUCAGCUUUAAUAUGCUGCUAUAUUUGUACUCUAUGCAUGGAAUGAACUUUGACGACUUCUUAUCUUGGUGACGUUAAAUACAUAUUACUUGAGUGAGAUGAUUUUAUCUUCUAAUGGUUCCGCCGAAAAUUAGGGAAAGCAAAACUUUAGUCGAUUUUGCCAAUUUUUAUCGCGUUCAUCGUAGAUUCAGUCAACUUUCAACGGGAUUUGUUUGUUUGACACGCUUUGAGUAAUAGUGCUACGGUAAGAGACAUCAUUCCCUCUGGACUGUUUUUGCGCCGACUAAGUAUUGCUUACUGUGUAGCAUAAGAAUUCGCCACCGAAGCCGCCGACACGAUGAUAUUAGGCAAUGAAAUUCUCAUGCCCAUGUUUUCUCGUGACAUUCGUUCACUUGUUCAGAAGGACGAAUUAACACUUUUAUCUGGUGUAUGCAUACGUCCUGCCUAAUUUAAGAAGACGGUUACCAUUUAAGCUUUUAUUCGUUUAGAUUGACCAGAUAACCAGGGAUGAGCUAAGUGUGAGUUUAGGUUUCGCAAGACUUCAGCAUAAUUUGGUUACUGUUCUUUUCUCCCCUUUAAUAGUUUCAAUGUCAGUUUCUGCACAUUAGAUAAUAUAACAACCGUUAAGAUUGAUCAAGAAAUAUUUUAUUAAAACUCAGUUAGACCGGGGCUCGAUUUGGUCAACCCCUGGCAGUGCUGCAUAGGGAAGGACACAUUUUGCUCAUCCGCCUCAGUUGGCGAGAGAUCUUAGGCAAUUGAGUUCCACUUUCCUCAAAUUCGUUUCCGGCCGUUAGGGUUAGUACACAGGACACACGCACUCGUUGAGCAUUAUUUUACGCACGGAGCAUUUGAUCUUUGUGUGCUAAAGGUAUGUUUAUUCUCAAUAUCUAACAAACGCUGUCUCUGAAGUUCCUCUUAUGCAGUCUGGUGAGACCACAUGAGGAAAUUGGAAUUAGCUGACUCGUUUGAACUUGAUAUAAAUACAUCCAACAGGUGAAUGAACGUUUCGUGUCAACCGCCUGCAGGUCCAGGUCUAUCGCGUAGGCUGUAUCGAGCACAGUUUUCUCCCAUUUUUCUGCCGUGGGAGCAAAGUUUAAUCAAUUCCGUUGGUCUUGAUUCCUCUGUCAACAUGUUCGAAUUUAGAACAGUCGGUAGGGGCCGUUAUUAGUUAAUUGGACGUUGUGAGCAAUGCACCCAGUAUUUGGGCGUUGUUCAGUAGUAGUAAUGCCAGUUAUACUCAAAGAGCGUGUUUAUCUUAAUACUCCUUACUCGCCUUCCCUAUCUCGAAGGUAUUUCUACGAAUUCCUCCUUGUCCAUGAAAAAUUAACAGCGCGAGAGGUGCGCGCGAGCUACAUCGGAACAAUGGAAAAGGUCUAUUACUCCUACUUCAAGACGUAUGCCUCGAAACUGUCAAAAUUACAGGCAUGUCUCAGUGCUAUCUUCCUUGAUUUCUUCCGUAUCUGAUUUCUAUAUACCCUACUUGAAAUCAGGUGGACUAGAAAACUUGCCUGCCACUGUUGCCUCUAUCCUUGUAUGUGUCGUCCUAGUUUUGUAUUCCAGAACCAACGUUUGUACAUUUCUCAACGUUUUUUACCAGAUGGACAGUUCAUUGGAGAAGGAGGACUUGGUGGGUAAGAAAGACGAUCUGGGCGCAUGGAUGCAGAGCGGCCCGCUGUCUGCACCCACGUCAACAGCGGCGGCGGCGGCCGCAGCAACAACCGCAACAGGUCGCGGCUCUAAUGUAGGCGCAGGUGCUGCCUCCUCACGUCCGGGCCAGUUUGGACUCGGGGAUCGUGCAGAGCGGCUUCUGAGUAGGGAAGGCGUACAGUCAGCCAUUCUCAUUCCGCACGCAGCUGCCAAGGGCGACGCUCGGGUACCCCACUUAUUAUUUUUGUUCUCGAUACUUUCUUCAAUAUUUCACUCCAAGAACUCAGCAGUCCGCUACUUAGUAUGAUGUUAUAUGCGCGCGUAAAUAAUGAAGGAAGAGACAGGUUGCUUGUCACACCCAGCCAUUUAUUCAUCCCACCUUUCGCAUUUCUGCUGAAGUUCGCGAUCACACAUAAGGCAGCAAGGUAAUAGGCUUUAUUUUGAGGGUGUUAGAAUUAAUCAGCAAUCUGUAUCGUCAUUUUGGAUAUGCCCGUACAAGGCCCAGAAGUCAACCUGCUGACUGCGACGGAAGCAUCCUAGCGGGACUAUCCCACUAGGCGGUAACUAUCUGCUUCGAGAGGGAGUUUGUUCCGUUUCUUUCAAGCAUACCGGAUAGAUGCCCGAGUGGCCCAUAUCAAGACGCUAUUGGCUGCUGACAGUCAUGUUGAAUGUAUUCGAACGCCGUAUGGACAUGUUUGGCCAGUGCAUCCAGGUUCAUCUCAACGCUCCAGUUGAUUGCCUCUCGUUCUUCCAUCACGAAUACGAUGAAUCCACCCGAGGAUGACUGGAAAAAUUUUGCAGCAAUUCUGACGAUACUAAGGAUGUUGAUGUGCUCUCACCGCAUCUUACAUUCCUUCAUAAAGGCGAGCACAGGAGUAGCCGAGCCACACUUAUCAGAUAUGGCCUAACCUUUUAAGACUGUUAGAUAAUGUCACAGAGCCAGGGCCCUAUAGUGUCUCUACAAGACAUAUAGGGUUCAGAAACAAUUCGAUUCUCGCCAGGGCCCUUGUUACGUACCUUGAGUCUUGCCUUUGCGGUUUCCUCCAGGGAGCGGAAUUAAGCCGAUUUUCUCGAGUGUGAAUGACUUAGUGUGCGUGUGAGAGGGAGGGAAUGGGCGAGCGAGAGAAAGGUAGUGACUAGUUGUUAGUCUGAUUUAAUAAGGCACUUGGGUUCGAAGUUGUCGCCAUCAGCACCGCAAACAGUCACUUCUGACUGGAAAAAUGAGUUAGCACACUUUCAGUGUGUUGCCGACUUUGUCGCUCGUCUGCUGAGCCUUCUCUAGUACUCAGACUCACUAGAGUUAUCAUAAAGUAGCUGUGGUUGGAGAGCAUGUCUAAUAACCGUUUAUGACGUUUAUGUAGUAGCUCUGCCAUCGCCUGAUUUUCUGAAAUGACUGCGAACUUCGAGUUGGCUUAUCGUGCGUCUCUCCGGCAAGCAAUAGGGCUCAGCGCUGUGCCAGAAGAAAUAAACAUUAUAAUUAAAGUCUCUGUUAGCUUUGCGUCGCCGUCAAAGUUCGCCUUCACAUGAUCAUCAAAACCAUUAAAUGGUCGGUUAGAAUUAAUUAGAAUGCAUUUUGUUGUCCACCAUGGAUUCUCAAAGAUUCUGUGAAUAUUCUUGGUGGUGCGAAAUCUACACCCGGACUCUGACUGACCUGCAUCGAGUGUACCGACAAUAUCGCUCUGUCCUAUCGUCAAGUAAUGCCAGCUUGCAGAAUUCACUCUAUCGAGAAGGAUUCCGCACAAUCAGUUGAUUUGUCCGUCAAAGCCCUACAAGCCGGAAGGCUUUCUACCUGAACCUAUGACCACGAGAAGACAGUCCUCAGAGUUAAUGACUGUCACCUUGUAAAGAUAGGCAACUCCUGAUACCUGGAGUCAGGUUUCUGCCAACUGAGCUGAGGAGCAGCUUCGUCCCUGGCUUGUCUGUAAGGCUGUGAAGCUCCUCAUAAGACCGUUCCGAUAUCAUCCACCACAGGGAUCCACGCAUAACGGACAUGUGAUUCACCAGUUCUCCUCGGGCGGAAGAAGAGAGAAAACUGGAGCUUUUCGACUACCGUUCCCCGAAAACGACCGCUCAAUUGGAGUGCGCUAGGUUCGUAAAUGUGACUUUACGUUUGCUGCGACAACCUUGCGAGCAUCUCCGGACGAUCAGGAACGUCAGACGAGCUAGUUUGGGCACUUUCUGCGUCGUCCACUCCAUACGUCCCGUGCUGUUGCCCUUAAUCCAAAGUCACCACCGAUUGAAGGCGAUGAGGGAGGUCGGGUUAAAAUUAUGUACAACAGGACCUGUCAAGAUAACGGAAUGGUCCUUGGAUCGGUUGUAUUUCACGCUGCUGGAGCGAGAAGAGAUUGAAUUCAACAGAUUCUUCGCCACAGGCGGUCGUGCGAGGUUAUGCAUUAUCAUCGUCACCCUCGAGCUCGUUUGGAUCGGACAUGUUCGUAAUCGUGUCAAGUCAAGUAGAAGUAAGCACAGCUAUAUGAGGAUUUCCGUGUGAGAACUAAACUUUGCACCUCAUUUCAUGAAGAGUUUAUCGUAGCAUGAUUCCAAUCCACUUACGAUAAGCAUGAUAAAUACCCCGGAGCACAUUUAGAAUCAGAGGGGCCUUGCAGUCAUAGAUCUGUCUUGAUUACAGAAUGAAAAUUGAUGUUCUCGUUUUGUUUUGGGGCUCCGGGUCUAGAGCCCAUCCAUGCCGUCUCGUAGCAUCGAGCAGUGAAUAAGUAAGAACUAUUGCGAGCAAAGGUACUGAACACUAGAAUGGGAAUUUUCGAAAACAGAAUUGAUCGGUGGACGCCACUCAUGUGGCUUUGCACAUUCCCUAUUUCAGCCGACGGGGGGGGGGGGGGGGAAGGUGCGAAAGCUCAGAUAGAUUGUGCGUUGAGGUUGAAUGCUCAGUGACCCACCGCAGCCGGGUCCAGACCUCGGGUGCGCCAGCACCUAUUACUGAGUAUCACUGAGUAGCAAUAACUAGUAAGCCCGAAACGGUCGUUCAACUGCUGCACUCUUUGUCCGUAACACUUCGCUGCGUCGUGUAUAUUGCCAUUCUCAAAGCCCUGGUUCUAGACAGGUUUGUGCCAGAAUAUGUGGGGCCGGAGCGCGAUAUCUGCAAAAGUGGAUCAGAAAAUAUUCGGCACUCGUCGAUGGGAGCGGAAUUCCUAAUCAGCUACUACGCCCGCAUCUAUCUUCAGGCGUGUUUAACUAGUUUCGCUUGUAGAACACGAUAGGGAUUGGAAAAGGGGGUGAGGUAGACGUUGUGCAAGUCUGCAUUACCGCAAAAUACUUUAUGCGUAAAUGAUUUCCUGACAUGGUGGUCGCCGCCGGACACUUCUGAUGGAUGAUGCCAGUCUGUGGAUAUAGAUCAUGGUACAGAACCAGGUGGUGGUGGACCAUCCUUUUUAACACACGUAUGCCUGUUAAUGCUGCUCUUUAAGGUAGGAUAACCCUCACGUGUAGGAAGGCCUUUGUUGCCAGUGCAUUCCGGUCACCCUGGGCGAAGGGUCUUCCAUCUGGACUUAGAAUCAAGCUUGUAAACACAAGCUCUAGGUCUUAUCAGGAGAGGGCGAACUAACGAGGGAUAUGCAUCAUAGGUCUGAUCUGAUCACUGCUUACGCCCGUCAGUUUUGGCGGAAGUCAAGAGGGUCAGCGCAGCCGAGAGUGACCAACAUGCCAAAUUCAAGCCCUCGACUGUCGAAAGGGUUGCUGGGGCAAAAUCUGCCAAAAAUGCACUUUAUGAUGAUCGAGGGGAUACACUUGAUUGCCCUGAUACCCCUCUGUGAAAGGCGCCAUGACGUUGCCCCAAAACGUCUUAGGAGGGCACCACGGAAGUUUUCGGACUAAUUGAAAGUACGGUCGGCCACGUUAAGGGAAUUGCCUAUUGUGGAUAGCAGUAAGUUGACUAAAACUUCGAAAAACCAGGGUUAGGCUCGCAAUUUUGCGUACCCAACGCACCAAAGCGUUCCUUUUCUAGACUUCCCAUAUUUUGCUUAGUAUCACUUACACCUUCCUUUGCCUGUUUUAGUACCCCGUGGAACAAGUAUUCAGAUCUAUAAGUUACGCACUAUUAGAUACAGCUUCGCGGGAGUACCUCUUUCUUGGAGAUUUCUUCCUGCAUGGCUUCUCCUCACCAGUGGUUCGGCCAGCGACGUCGGAAGGUGGAGAUGAAGGCAGAAGCAGCCCAGCCUCUCUUUCCAACCAGUCUGGCCGGCCUCCCAGUGGCGCUGAGGCUGCCGCUUCCCUCUUCAGCAAGAUUUUCACCAGAACUCUGAGUAUGCUAGAGACCAGCGUGAUACCUCAACUUGUCGCCACCGGUGCCUACGACCUCCUCGGUCUUAUGCUUUGCGUUCAGUUGGUGCACGCCAUGAUCAACUUGGGCGUCGAACGCCAGGCUCCUGUUUUAACGACGUAAGUCCAGAACACCCCUCCCCUUGUUGGGUACGUCCACAUUCUCAAAAAAAGUCGUUCCAUCUUACUGGAAGGCGUGUACGUGCAUUCGUCCUCCUGUGUGUGUGACAAGCAUGUUUUCGACAGCGUCUCGCUACUAGCUACGAUCGCAGUGCCUCCCUGGAACCUGAUUGGUGCGUGUUUGCGAGAAGUUGCGUGGCCACUCUAGGCCUUCUUCUUGGGGCGGAGUGGACGGAAUUCUAGCCAUAAUUAACGGGGUUCUACUAAUGCACGCAGUUUUUUUAAAUUAGAUUGAUUUGCGGGUGGCAAUGCAAUUUGUCAUAGUAGAUCGGACUUUUUCUCUUCUGUGUUGGUGGUUUGGAACAAUGGUCGUGUGCGCAUACCAUUCUUGUUAUCGCGGGAUACCGGGACGAGUCACGACACCCCCGCCGCCAACAGACACAUUUAGGUAAACUCAUAAAGGCUAUCUUCUACGCCUUUUUUUCUUUCCUCCUAGCUUCUGGAACAAUAUAUUAAACAUCCUGUGGAUAAAGGUUGUGGAACGUCUGGAGGCGCACAUUUCCUCCUUGCGCGGCCUGGAUGUCGCACAAUUCAGUCAGGCUGCAGCAACCUACCUGCCGCGUUCUAACCGUGGUGGCAUUAACGAGGCCGCGGCCAUCAAUCUCACACCCCGCGCCUACUGUCUCAUUCGACCGCACCCUGUAGCCCGACGCUAUGCUGAGUUGGCAGCCAGCCUUCACAGCAUUGGACGGGCUCCCCUGAAGGGUGCGUCCUCCCGUCUUUUUGCACACUCCUCACGGACACAUUUGUUCACUUCUAUUUGCAGUGGUCCUUUUUCUCAUUUCUAUACUAGCAUGCAUCGGGGCUCUAGUGUGCGCCACCAUCUGCAGUCCAGUUCAAGGAGGUCACAGGAGCCAUCUCUUCGGCUAAUGGUCACAUAUGAAGUUAGCGGUUGAAGAAGGCGGUUGCCACGAUUGGUUGCAGUCUAGGUGAAGGUCAGGCGAACGGACCAGGCCCAAGGAGGUGUUGCAGUUGAUAGUAGAACAGUAAAACUGGUAGUAGGGAGUAGUGUGCUUAGAUCUAGAUUUCUUGUCCGUCUCAUUGAAGUCUUCCGAAGCUGCGAGGCUUCAUAGGCCAGCUUUCGUCUGUUUGUUGUCGGGUAGGGUUCUGUGGAUUGAGCGAUUGGUUGCUGCCAUGGUCGAUAAUGGUUCUGGCAGUAGCAGAGGGUACCGAAGCUGGGUUUCGCAUAGAGGUUGUCCAACGGCCGAUGUUGCGUUUGCUUACAUAGCCAUAGAGUGCUUAUGAACGUCAGACUGUAGCACGUUAGAUGGUUGACCAUUAUCGGUUAGGUCUUUCCAGUUCCCUCAUAGGAGCUGUUUUAUACUAUUGUGGUCACGCUAGUGGUAGGUUUAACACUCGCAUUCGAUAUCCUAGUGUCAAAAGCGGAUUUUUUUAUACAAACCGGUAGUUUCGAAGAGGGCGACACGAGCACUGGACAAGAGUUCUAUUCGUCUGCCGUUUCUGAUUCACACUCCAAUCAGUAUUCGCAGACUGCAUCAGAUAAGGGCAAUAUUUUCACAAACGUUGCACUAUCUGUAGGAUGCUGUUACUAUACCACUACACAUCUAUUACAAUUAACGGCUCCGGCAUUCCAAACAGAUAAUUGAGCUUGCAGCGGUAAUUGCUUGAUGGUCCACAGCCGAGUCUUUAACUGCCGCAAUUAAACUACUCAUGUUGGUUACUGGUGUGAUAACAACUCGACAACUUGGUUCACUAGCACGAACACUGAAAACAAUGCCCACUCGCGUGCCAGUCGCGUAACUGAUGACUUUGCCCAAGUAAGAUAUUAGCACAGAAUAUGACGGAGGAAGGUCAUUGCCAUGUUAAUGAACUUUGGGCCGGAGAACUGCAGCUCAGUCAACGCGCGGCCUACACGCUUGUCACCUCUCGAGGGUUAUGGUCUCGUUGGAUUCAAAUGUUUGGCCGGGUCAUGUUAAAUCAGCCGCGACUUGGAAACUGGCGUCGCUCCUCAUCACUGCUGUUGCAUGUUCGGCCAUUCACGUGCCGAAUGAUCUCCCGGCCUCUCACGUGGUUGCUUCACCCGCAACUACACUAGAUGAGGCAAACGACUGUAGACAUUUCCUGCUGUGGCAAUGGGCCUUUCGACCCCAUGACCUAGUGCCUGAUGCUUGCCUCCGGUUUGCAGCCAAUAGGAUGGCUGCAAAUGAUGCUCAGAACUUGCGUCGUACUUGUCGCCUUCUUUAGGUCACCAAAAUCUUUGCGGCCGACGAUGACAUGACGGAAUGCCAACUGGUUGUGUCCCCAAAUUUCCGUCGCAAACUCUACACUUGUACAUGGCACGGGUUGGGUCAUGCCUGGUCUUGCCGGCCUCGACUAUGUCGCAUAUUGUACCGCUUCAUGCGUGGCGAUCCGCGGCAGUGAAUCUGGGCGACUCGAUCCAUCCUCCUCUCGAGAGACAGAGACCAAGUACCGGAAUCUCGAGAGUAACUUCCAUGUGUUGACGACCUGUGUUGAGCCAGGUCGCGAGUCGACGCCUCCAGGCGGACAACGGCGUCGGAUUAAGGACAUUAACAGUGAUCUCGUGAGGCAGACGAUAGAGAACGGACCAAAAUCAUAUCAGUCGUCUUCUUUAGAUGACCCGGAAAAUCCUCUAUAUAUUGUCUCGGAGUGGGGACUGCUUCACCUGAAACGAAGUCAGCCCACGUAACUCGAAGGAUGGUCCCUGUGCAAUGGCGUUCAAAUAUCCUGCCUUCGCUUAUCUUCCAUGCUCAAAGCUCAGCAUUCACAAAGCUGGGGGAGGACUAACUGGACGAAUGCGUCGUAGACGCGAAUCUUAGUGGCGGUGGAAAUGUCGCAUCGGCUUCAUUGGCACUUUCUAAGGAUUGAAAAGAAGCCUGCGUGAGGUAUCGAUUUGGGAGCCAAUGUCGUCUUUAAUCUGUCCAUUUGGCAGCAGCCUCGCCCCCACGUAUUUGAAACUGCCUGUUUCUUCAAGUUGACGGCCGUUAAUCCCGAGGAUUGCCUUUUCCUGCCCAGGGACGCAACUUGGAAUUAGCUGCGUAUGGAUAAGCCGGCGGGUUUCGCGACUUCAUUCACGCAUGACAGUAGAUCACCAACGCUCAGGGCUAACAGGGCGACAUCGUUAGCUUAUGCUGGAUCAGUCAACCGGCGUCCAGAUGCAAAUUCAACACCGUCAAAACCGUGUCACUAGCCCUCCGAGAAUGCAGUCAGUGGUGUUGUUGAAUACAAUGGGCGAAGACUUAAUUCUAGAGCGCGUCUCAGUGUGAAUAUCAGUUCCGUUCAUCCACGCCUAGCUCGGAAUCUGGCUUGGCUAGGCCUCGUCCUAGAGUCUCGAACACCCUGGAAUUGUCUGACAAUGACGACAACGAAGACCUUCGCAGAAAAGCCAAUGGGGCUUAUGCCCCGACAAUCUUUGCUCGAAGUGCUAUCCAGCAGUCGACCUUGGCCGAGUUUUCAGCACUGAAUCCGCCAUUCACAUCAAGAACAAUGUCACUAAGUACCGAGAACUUAGCACUAAGUUGGCGGAUAAUUUGGUACGGGUUUCGAGUAUCUCCAACGUUUGAGGCCUGCUCCAUAGAGGUCGCCGUUUCAGCCCAAUAAUCCUUCUGGUUAUCCCCAGUCGACUUUGUCGUUAUCUUCCGGAAUUGGCGGAAUGAAGCGUCGGUACGGUAACUGAUUCGAGCCGUCUGAGCAGAAAACUGUGCGGUUUUUCCGCCAAUCCAGUUACUUCAGCGUCGCUGGACGAAUCCGAGAAUGUCCUCAGCUGCCCUAGACUUAUGACUUCAAUGAUGACCAUUGGCUACUACCUUGUCCGUCGGCUCAGGUCGUAAAACGUGACCCGGUUCCCAUGCUCAGGACCUCGACGUUGUUCGGUUGUCGGGAUUUCGCGACAUCAAGUCGUUUCAUAGGUAGCAUUUCGGAUUCAAUUGCGAGGCGUGUGCGAACGUAAACGUCGCCCGAUCCAUGGAUUCUCCCAUUUUCGGUACCACGCAUCGAUCUGCUAUCAUGGACGCAGCUGCGGAACUUUGAACCGUCUGGAAUGUAGUUGUUCUGGCCGGCCGCAUGGCCAUCGUACCAGGUCAGCAGAUGUUUGUGGCGAUGCUAGAAGCACUUGUUGGUGACAAAUAGUUGGUUCCGAUCAGAAAAGAUCAGCAUUCCCUUACCAUUGUUGCAUCACGAACGAAGCCCAAAGCGAUCACUGAGGUGACUGAAGGAUCGCCGGGUCCUGUCCGAUCAUUCCAGUCCUCGACAACAAUCAGCAGACCACGGCGACUGAUUUCUGCAGUUGCGAUCAGAAGGUUCCUUUAUCGUGUUGGUCGAUAGCUGGUGUUAAUGCGUACAGGGAGACGACACAAAUGUUUGUAAUAUAACUCUUAGUCUUAUGUAAGUCAUCCAGUCAUUGACUGGUUCCCAUGCAAGUAGUUCGCAGUUCGAUUGCUGCGAAGGUGAUCGCCACAGCAUGUCUGCCAGAAGAGUCGUGUGGGUCGCUGUGAUAGGAGGUGAAGUUGGGGUUAACUCCUGGGAUCUUUAUUUCCCUAGAGCCUCAGUAGAGGGUCCGAAUUUCAGACAGUCGGCGGGAAUCCUUGCUGUACAGCUGAAGACUGCGUGCCGUUAGGUUUUAGGGUGUGAGUACAAGCGCGUCCCCAGUAGCCACUCGGUACGUUUGUUUGAGGUUGUUUCCUCUAGUAUUUUGGCUCAAAGAUCUAAUCACAAGGCAACGCUGCCUUGUGAUGAGAUUCUUACUUAUUUAAUGGCGCCAUGUCACCGCGUCAUCGGGCUUUGCGUCAUUUUAUAGGGCAGUCGACUUGCCAAACCUCAGUCCUCCACGCCUGGUAGUAUUGUCGCUGGUGGUCUGCAGCUGCGUAUUCGCCAGUCUCGAGAGCCUGCUUAUUUUACAGCUAGCCUUCGCUGAAUGCCGUAUAAUUAUCUGCUACCUGUGGACACUCAGGGUAGUUAACAGUUUGACUAGAUUGUAGAUCCGGGAAGACGCUGAGAUGUUAUUUGAAUGUCAGCACCCGAUCCUUUUCAUUGACGACAACAUCCGUAUACUGAGUCCAAAAUUUCAGUCUGUGAUGUCGGAAGACCAGCCGAUUCAACGGUCGCACGACCGCCUCGAUUAUGAUUGCCAAGAUCGAUGAAUCUGGUGUGGUGCCAUCCAUCUGCUUCUGACAUGUUCCAUCGAACGUGAAGUACGUUUUGCGGGUCCAAUAACUAGCUUUAGCGACGAGAUUUCGACAAUAAACGACUAGGCUGAGGGCCAUCAUGCAAUGAACGCACUCAGUUUAACCAUCUGUGAUGAAUGCGAGACCCAAUAAUUGUGAUAGAUAUACACUGGCGUAGCAACUGUAUCCCAUAAAUACUGCAGCACUUGGGUAAACAUUGCCCUUAUCUGAUGCAGUCUGUGACGGCUGAUCCGAGUGUGAAUCCCAAACGUCAGACGAAUAAAACUCUUGGUCCAGCCUUCAUUCCUCAUUUUUCCCGUUUACUUUCGGGAACUCGCAUUUGCGCUUGCAUCGACUAUCCGGUAGUUCCGCUUGCUAUCAUUUCUCCUCUUAACUCGGACUAAUUCUUUUUUUCAAUUCUGCGUCUUCCUGUAGCUUCAAAUGUGGCGGAGGCUUCUAAUGCCUCAGUAUCUUCAUCCUCAUCCCUGGAGCCCCCUGCAUCCGCAUCCCUUGUGACCACGUCAGCAGGCACUGUCGGUGCGACCGAACGCUCUCAACUUUCUGUAUCUACCCAACUGGAUGCGCGCAUAGUUCUCUCCCUCUCGCGUAUGCACGUGGAAUUCGAGGCCGCCUGUUACCGACUGGCCAAAGCCUUGCCCCGCGAAAGACUACGUCUGAUCUUCCUCAUUAACAACUUUGAUCUCGUCAUCAGUGUCCUAUCUGUGAGAACUCACGUUCCUUUUGUACCUGCCCGAAUUCCAAUACCUUCUCUUUAGUGCAUACAUUCUGCGUCAUAUUUUAGAUUUUGCCACUUGUUUGUUGCCCAUUUCACAUACCCGCACCUUGCUUAAGCUACAGCUGAUUCAAAUGUGGUGUUUUUCAUUACCCGCCGGUCACUUUUUCAGUCGUCUAUAUCAAGGACAUCUGGUGAGUGAAUGGAUUUAUGAAUCGGGAAGGUGGAUUAAACAGAGCAAAAAUGGCAUUGCACCAUCGACUUACACACGACACAACGUCUGCUGGUGUCCAAUCGGCUUAUAAUUCGCCCCGCAUUCACUCAUAGGAGAGUCCGUCGUACUCAUGCCUACAAUGAGGGACGACGGAAAGUCUUUCAUACGUCCGUGCUCGGCUACACAGUAAAUAAACGUAUACGGAGGGGACAUCGGCAACAUCUAUAUGACGCAGGUGGUAGAGACCACGUGAAUGAGCACGCUGUUGACCACGCAUACCGUUGGUUGUGAAGUGUACGGCGACGGACUUCCGGACUACUACUGUCGUUUUCUCUGUUAGGCUUUUGCACGUUUGAGCCUAUCGGCGUGCCACUGUCAGUAUCUGGCCAUAACAUCCUUUUCUCACUUUUGCUUUCAGGAGAAAGGUGCAGGCAACUGUCCUGAAGUGCUGCGGUGUCGGGAGGUCGUUGCGAUGCACACCAGUGCCUACAUCGACCAGGCGUUGUUGCCCUACUUCGGGAGCAUGAUCGGUUUUAUCAGCUCCGUGGAGAAUCGUCGACCCGGCGACAGCGACACCGUCAACGAUGUUGGAGGUGGCGCUUCAAGCAGCCGAGAUGAAGAAGGUUAGAUGCACGUUCUCACCCUUCUUUCCGCUAGUUCUUCCCCGUUUGUAUGUUUACGCCCUUUCGUCAUUCCCGCUCAUAGCAAGUAUCGUACGACUUUGAUGAAGUAAAGAGUCAAAUUACUCGUCAGGCGCCGAAUGCACAUGUUCGUUCCUCCUUCCGCUUGAACCACACCAGUACCUGCUAGGCUUUAUAAACAAUCAGCGGCCGGUGCAUCGACUCUGAGGUUGUGCAGGACUCUGUUUGCGAGCGGAAGGUCAGUGUGCUGGGUAAUUAAACUCCCCUCGCUAACGUCGUAGUUCGUCUUAUUCCUAGUCCAAAUAAUUACUUCUGCGGUCCUAAGCGUGUAGAUAUGACUCGUCCCAUGGGCUUGGUUGUGACCCGAGACAACUGUCCUCCUCACCCCACAACUGGUUCAUGCUAGUAUGCAUGCUACACGUAUCACUACCAGGACAGCCAAGGCAGACAGUAUGGCGUAUCACACCAAGUCGCUCAUUAGUUUGCCGAGAUUGACAGACGAGCUCCAUCAUGGAUGAUGGCUGAUGUGGCGAGAAAACGACGUUAGUGGGGUCGACCCACGUGUUGCCCUCUCCGCUUGACGUAUUGGGGAAGGGAGAACAGGACGGGCGGGACUCAGGUAGGAUUUGCUAAAUGCGGUGACGCUAACUAUCCUUCUCUGGUUAACCCCGCUGGUUAAGGAUGGUUGCCGGGGUGUUGUUGCUCUAGAGCCAAGUAUGGGAGCUGAAUGUCAUUGGGGCGAUGUACCAGUAUCCACAAAAUCCAUCGAUAUGCUUGGCAGGGCCAGAACCUCACAAACUUCUAAAUGUCAAUCAGGGUUACAGAUACCGUUGGUGUGAGCGAGCAAUCACAGCGUGCAUCGCCGGCCCAUGACACUCUUUGACCGCCUGCAUACUUGGUGGCGCCUGGCUCACUAUCACAGACUGCGUUUCUGGACAGCCCAUCAGAUCGACGAUUUUCUGUCCGUGUCCACUGUUGCUUCCUCUGCCGUAAUUCCUAGUCUACCUUCAUUCCUUUUACUUUUUUUCACAGGGCGUGUGACUCACAUCGUAAAGGGUUUCAACAUUGAUUGGAAAAAUUCAAUCGAGAAAAUAAACGGAGAAAUCAUGCUUGAAUUCGCAAACUUCACCCUGGGCACACAAAUCUUUCAGGUCAGUUUCCUCUGCUGGCUACCUUUAACUCUUUGGUGAAUCUGCCGGUUUACUUUUGCGGUGACAUGUGAAUGAUUAGUGCUGAUACACCCCCUUUGCUGUCCAUUCGUUUAGCCUGGUCGGACGACUGAACAGCAGAUUUUGUAGGAGACCGGAGCAUUACUGUUUCCCUAACCCGACGUUUCAGUCGUAUGGCCUAAUGACUGACCGACGCCGGCCAAUAAGCCAGACACAGCCAUCCCAAUCUCCUUAUCUGCAUCUACUGCUGGUCUCUAGACGACUGCUGGCAAGGGCUCUAGACUGAACCCCAAUGCAGAAGGGGAUGAACACGUUCCGUAUACUGGUCGAUGAGCGCUUCCCUACCAGAUUGUUCAGAGGAACCCCGAGAAAUUAGUUUCAUAUGCCUUGUCAGCUUAGACACUGUUAUUGGGAGUAGAAACGUUCAAAGCAACAGGAUGGGCAAGACCUCAGAGUCCGCUUCCUGCGGUACAGGGAUUUCUAAAAGUAUAGAGUUCGAAGCAAACGCUGACUUAUCCCAUUCGCAUAUUUCAAUGUCGCCGAGACACCAUAGUCAUUGGGGCCACGAGUCUAUGAACGCUCCCGACCGGUCGACACUUGUAAGUUUUACAUCAUUCAACUUAUUUUCUUCUCUCUUCCAUUAGGCCCUACUCGCGCAGUUGGUGCAAGUCUAUCAUCGGUUCCAGAAUGUCAUGACUCUAUCCCCCUAUAACACUAUGCCGGUGCGGAACCAGCUUGUCAGCAUUCACCAGAUAAUGAAUGAAAUUAAACGGUUCAAAUCGACCUUCUGA
This is a messenger RNA of Spirometra erinaceieuropaei, 16156 nucleotides long. The record is from the annotation of a GenBank genome assembly. Lineage: Eukaryota; Metazoa; Platyhelminthes; Cestoda; Diphyllobothriidea; Diphyllobothriidae.